AUGGUCGAAGACACAACCUUGGACAGCUGCACGCCAGAUGGCAAAGAAGAAGCGACCGUCGAAAUUCUCACUGACGACAUCGAGCCUGGCGAGAACGUUCGCGAGCCUGGCAGCGACGUCUCACUAGGCUCUAAGAUCCUCGCAAGAGGCGAUCUGAUCUCCCCCGUCGGUGGAGAGAUCGGCCUGCUAGCCUCAACCGGCACAAAGACCAUCAAGGUCUUCCGCAAACCACGCGUAGGCGUCCUAAGCACGGGCGAUGAGCUGGUGGAACACAACGACCCCCGCCCCCUCACAGGUGGCCAGAUCCGAGACUCAAACCGCCCAUCUCUCAUCUCUUGCCUGACCUCAUGGGGUUUCGAAACCAUCGAUCUAGGAAUCGCUCGCGACACCCCAGCCAGCGAACUAGAACACGCACUCCGCGACUCCCUCCGCGGCGUAGGCCGCGCCUCGUCCAGCGUCGACGUCAUAAUCACGACGGGCGGUGUCUCAAUGGGCGAGCUGGAUCUCCUCAAGCCGACAAUUGAACGCUCCCUCGGCGGCACCAUUCACUUCGGCCGAGUCUCCAUGAAACCAGGAAAACCAACCACCUUCGCGACAAUCCCCUUCAAACCCACCGGCGACGCAGAAGCAGCCUCCUCACAAUCCGAACGCCAAUCGAAACUCAUCUUCUCCCUCCCCGGUAACCCAGCCUCCGCCCUCGUCACUCUCAACCUCUUCGUGCUACCUUCACUGCACAAGCUCACGGGUCUGGGUCAUAGUUCCCAGGCUCUGAGCUCGAGGCCUUGGCUUGCGCCACAGCUUGGUCUUCCGCGUGUUGCGGUUGUCCUAACGCAUCAUUUCCCGCUUGACCCCAAACGCACGGAGUAUCAUCGUGCCGUGGUGACAGCGUCGCGGUCUGAUGGGCGCUUGUAUGCGACUAGUACUGGAGUUGAGGGGGCUGGGCAGCGAAGCUCCAAGGUUGGGAGUCUUGCUAAGGCUAAUGCUUUGGUGGUGUUGCGCAUUGGGAGGGGUGUUGCUAUUAAGGGGGAGAUUGUGGAGGCUUUGUUGAUGGGUGAUGUGCAUGGCUCUGAUACUAGGCUUAUUUGUUAG
Messenger RNA from Penicillium canescens, 1089 nucleotides. Its product is annotated as molybdopterin molybdotransferase MoeA. Gene Ontology annotation, biological process: Mo-molybdopterin cofactor biosynthetic process; molybdenum incorporation into molybdenum-molybdopterin complex. The transcript has a single exon. The record is from RefSeq and is a predicted model, not a curated record. NCBI's taxonomy places the organism in Eukaryota, Fungi, Ascomycota, Eurotiomycetes, Eurotiales, Aspergillaceae. Bases 1 to 1089 code for a protein of 362 amino acids. Gene Ontology annotation, cellular component: cytosol; cytoplasm. Gene Ontology annotation, molecular function: molybdopterin molybdotransferase activity.